UUCCAGGCCAUACAGAACCCACCCCAAACCCCAUCUUAUCGUUCUUCCGCACGCAAUCGUGUGGCGCCCAUCCCACGCAUCCCCACUUUAUCUUUGCGCGCCCAAACCCGGCCGCUCCCUAACCUCCCGCAGGACGCCGUCCCACCAACCUCGCGGCCGUUAUUAGCCUCCGACGAACGCGCUUAACGCAGCGCAAGUGGUGGUGGUGGCGAGACGUACACUGACCGAAGGCAUCGAUCUCCAUGGCCCCGACCGUCGCCUGCCCAGCAACGGGCGCCGUCGCCUGCCCAGCAACGGGCGCCGUCGCCUCGCCUAUCGCAGGCGACGUCGGGAAGGCCGCGCGCUCCGCCGGCCUCGGGCUCCCCGCGCUUCCGUCGCUGCCCGGCCUCGCGUCCCACGGCCAACCCCGCAUCGCCUCCUUCUGCAAAAGGCUCGCGAGGAACGUGGUGUCAAUGGCCGCCAGUGAGCCGGCGGCGCCGCUGGCCGAAAACGCCGAGCUUACCGAGUUGUUUAACUCCUUGAAACAAGAGUGGGACAGGGUGGGAGACAAGUACGCGGUGACCACGCUGGCCGUCGCCGCCACGCUCGGCAUGUGGAGCGCCGGCGGAGUAGUAUCGGCAAUCGACAGGCUCCCCGUGGUUCCAGGUCUCAUGGAGGUCGUUGGCAUCGGCUACAGCGGGUGGUUUGCGUACAAGAACCUGAUAUUCAAGCCCGACAGGAAAGCAUUCUUCGCUAAGGUCAGGAACAUUUACGAGGAUAUAAUCAGCGGCUAGACGAUGAAGUACUUGAAGAGGCGCAUCCCAAUUGAGAGAAAGCACAAAGUACUCAAAACGGAGACGUGCAGUUACUGUAUAUCUGUACUAUAUAUUUGAUGAGCAUAGCAUCUAAUAUAAUUCUUACUCAA
This is a messenger RNA of Hordeum vulgare subsp. vulgare (domesticated barley), 904 nucleotides long. RefSeq names its product protein CURVATURE THYLAKOID 1B, chloroplastic-like. The coding region runs from base 243 to 773 and encodes 176 amino acids. The record is from RefSeq and is a predicted model, not a curated record. The transcript has 6 exons. Gene Ontology annotation, cellular component: thylakoid; chloroplast thylakoid membrane. Lineage: Eukaryota; Viridiplantae; Streptophyta; Magnoliopsida; Poales; Poaceae.